Molecule: messenger RNA, 2757 nt
Organism: Melanotaenia boesemani (Boeseman's rainbowfish)
Lineage: Eukaryota; Metazoa; Chordata; Actinopteri; Atheriniformes; Melanotaeniidae
Gene: cbsb
Product: cystathionine beta-synthase b
Exons: 15
Coding region: 130-1968 (612 amino acids)
Cellular component (GO): cytoplasm
Molecular function (GO): cystathionine beta-synthase activity; cysteine synthase activity
Source: RefSeq, a predicted model, not a curated record
UGCUUCAUAGUGGUUCGGUCCCCUGCCUAUAGUCCCCAAACCCCCACACACAUUGGCCCUGGGAAAGAGUGUCUUUUGUGUGGAGCCGUCUUUGGAAGUGUGUCAGUCCUGCCCCACCUCCAGCCAGUUAUGCCUUCUGUUUCUGGUACUUACUCGGAAGAUGGAACUGCUCUCUGCCCGCAUGUAGCUUACCUGAUGCAUCCAGAUGUUACUCAAAAUCAAAAAUCUGCUAGUAUGGAUGGAGAUGCUGAAACUGCCACUAGUGGUCACAGGCCACCUGCAAAUGGAGACAAUGACGGUCUCCAAAAUGAGGGCCAAUCACACAAUGAGAGUGGAAAAAAUGGUGAGAGUGGGCUGAAAAACAUAGAAGGCACUGUAGAUCAAAUGCAAUGGAUCCGCCCUGAUUUGCCCAGCAGAUGUACCUGGAAACUUGGUGCUUCAAUUUCAGAGUCACCUCACAGCCACCCAGAACGCACCAAACCACCCACCAUUCUUCCCAACAUCCUUGGACACAUUGGACACACACCUUUGGUCCACUUGAACAAAAUCCCAAAGGAGUUUGGGAUAAAGUGUGAAAUUUUGGCCAAAUGUGAGUUCUUCAAUGCGGGAGGCAGCAUUAAAGACAGGAUCGCCCUGCGGAUGGUGGAGGAUGCUGAGAGAGCUGGGGUCCUCAAGCCUGGAGACACAAUCAUUGAACCCACCUCUGGAAACACAGGUAUUGGCCUUGCUCUCAUAGCUGCUGUAAAAGGCUACCGGUGCAUUAUUGCUAUGCCUGAGAAGAUGAGCAUGGAGAAGGUGGAUGUGCUGAGAGCUCUUGGGGCAGAAAUUGUGCGCACACCUACAUCUGCUGCUUUUGACUCACCAGACUCUCACAUACGAACAGCCUGGCUUCUAAAAAAUAAGAUUCCCAAUUCACACAUCCUCGACCAGUACCGGAAUGCCAGCAACCCACUGGCUCACUACGAUACCACAGCUGAGGAGAUACUGGAGCAGUGCGAUGGUAAAUUGGACAUGUUGGUGGCUGGAGCAGGCACAGGUGGUACGCUCACAGGUGUUGCACGAAAGCUGAAGGAAAAGUGCCCCAAUAUCAAGAUAGUUGCCGUGGACCCUGAAGGUUCUGUUCUGGUAGAGUCAGAAGAACAGAAUGAAAAAGCUCAUUUUGAGGUGGAGGGUAUUGGAUAUGACUUUGUCCCCACAGUGCUGGACAGAUCUCUUGUGGACAUGUGGUACAAAUCAACUGACACAGAAACAUUCACCAUGUCACGUAAACUGAUCAGAGAGGAAGGCCUUCUGUGUGGUGGCAGCUCAGGUUCAGCGAUGGCAGCAGCAGUGAAAAUGGCCCAGCAGCUGGAAGAGGGACAGCGCUGUGUGGUCAUCCUGGCUGACUCCGUCCGCAACUACAUGUCAAAGUUCCUCAGUGAUCAAUGGAUGUGUGAGAAAGGUUUCCUCAACCUGAAGCCUCCGAUUGACCCCCAACCCUGGUGGUGGAACAUAACUGUCCAGAGUUUACAGCUGUCUGCCCCCCUUAUUCUUGCACCAUCCCUGUCCUGCCAGAAAACCAUUGAGAUCCUGAGAGAAAAAGUGUUUGAUCAGGCCCCAGUCAUCAAUGAGUCAGGUGCAAUCAUGGGAAUGGUAACCCUGGGAACUAUUCUUUCCUCCGUGCUGGAUGGGAAGGUCAAACUUUCAGAUGCUGUGAGCUUGGUGCUCUGCAAGGACUUCAAACAGGUGCACCUGACAGACAACUUGGGGAAGUUGUCUUGGAUCCUCAAAACACACAACUUUGCCCUGGUUGUGCAUGAUCAAACCCAGUAUGAGGCUGAUGGGUCAUCUCACCAGAGACACGUGGUAUUUGGCAUUGUGACGGCAAGUGACCUCCUCAACUACAUCAUCACACACGAGGGGCAGAAUCGCUCACCGUCCAAAUGCCUGUUGUCAAACAGCCCAUCUGUGGGACCGGAUCCAGUUUAAAAUGUGGAGAAUGCCUCCUACUCACCAAGAAGUUAAAAAUCUGUGAUUUUUUUUUAUUCUUUUCAACCAGUUCAAGGAAGACAACAAAACAAAACAUCAACAAAACAAAUUAAUUUAUUGUUUUGUUACAAUAGACACAGGUAUUAUGUUUUCCUGGAGUACCGUCCAGCUGCUGUUUAUUAAGCUUUUAAUCAAGACUUCAAUUUAGUAUUAGAGAUAGAAAAAAAUAUUUGAAAGAGACAGAGAAAAAGGGGGUAGGAUAUGCAUCAAAUGGUCUUUGCCAAGAACUGAACCCAGGCCAGCUGCAAAAAGGACAUUUAGUCUCAUCACAAGGGAUGACUAUUCAACUAGUUGGGAAAUCUAGUGGCCUAUUAUUUAGCCGUUUAAAAAGAUUCAGAUAUAUGUCUGUGCCUUUUAGCCUAAAAGCUACACCUUUAGCAAGGGACUGAUAUAUGAAGCAUACUGAGGGAAGAUAAAAUACACAGUUGGUUUGGAUUUUUAAUUGGGCUUGUUGAUAAGAACACUGUGGAAGGAUGUUAUUCUUUAAUAUGCCAAGUAUGAUUAUAUAGUUUAGUCAUGAUUGAUGAUAGACAGAUAUGUAACAGUUAUUGACCUAGUAGUUCUAAACACUUCAUUAAAUGAGUGAAAAAUCUCUAAAACAAGCUUGUUAGCUGUGUCUGAACUUUGGCAUCAGAUGUAGAUAAACUUUCUGGAACUUUCUCAGGCAUCUGGUGACUUAAACGUUUCCCUGGUUUGAAUAAUUACUGUUUAUGUCUGAUUAUAUUUGAU